Puccinia graminis f. sp. tritici CRL 75-36-700-3 is the source of this 726-nucleotide messenger RNA. RefSeq lists its product as uncharacterized. NCBI's taxonomy places the organism in Eukaryota, Fungi, Basidiomycota, Pucciniomycetes, Pucciniales, Pucciniaceae. The transcript has a single exon. Bases 1 to 726 code for a protein of 241 amino acids. The record is from RefSeq and is a predicted model, not a curated record.
AUGCCUGGAAAUGUGGCUCCCCAGUUACCCAGUCAACCCCCAAAUCAUUACAACAUCAUCCCUUCUUACCCUCCAGCGGCAGCCCCCACAUCCUCUAUAUUCCAAGCGCUUCCCGCAAAUCCAACACCACCAGCAGCUAAUCUGGCCCAGUGCGCGGGUUCCAACACCCAUAUACGGAAUAUUAGCAAGUCAAAGCGUACUAAAAACCCUGCUCCUACUCCUUACUCUAGAAACCCUAAACCUCCUGUGUCAGCAACACUCAGUGAGAGUCCAAUCCGGAUGUUCAAAUGUGGAAUCUCAUUCUUCCAGGACAAAAAUCAGAAGAAAACUGGCAUCAUGAGUCACAUGCAGCAGAUUGACACAAGCCUUCUCAAAUUAUAUGAUACUCUUCAACACCAAUUAUGGCAGUUGUUCUCAUCCAAGCUCCUACGCAAGGAGAUAGUUGAAGGUCUUCCCAAAAUCCCAAUUGGCCGCACAUCUCUAAGCCACAACAAGAGUGUUCUGGAUCCCGACACCCUCCUCCUCCUUGUGGGACAGUUGACCUUAAAGAAGCCGGUUCAGAUUGACCUGAUCUAUGAGGACAAUGGAGAAGAUACCAACACAAUCCUUGCAACCAAGAAACUGGCUGCAACUGAAAGGUCCUUGAGAUCCCAACAAAGUGCUGCACCUUCAGAAUCCCAUCACCACUUGCAAGUCAGAUUGUUCCCGGUCAGACUCCUCACAUAA